GGAGGGUUGAGCUCCGCCAGAUCUCGGCGCAAACCCUAACCAAACCUAUCGCUAGCAUUGGCAGCUCAACAACGCGAACAGGGUUGCCGCGCCUCCUCUCUGCUGCUGCUCCCUCCACCUAAAUCUCUCCGCUGCUGCUGCAACUUGAGGUGAAUGCGAUGUUUUAAAGCGAAGGCUUAUUUGGUAUCUGAAGAAUAAUGGGAGCAUCACCAGUUGCUGGUUUGCAAGUGGUGGCAGCAUGGCCUUGCAUUUCUUCUCCCCAGAGAACGUUCGUGUCAAGAGCAACAGCUUCCAAGUUCAACCUGAAAGUAGCCAGUCAAGGAUUAACAAAAUUGUCAAACAUCUCUCUUCAAGGUCUUCCUGAGAGAUACCCAUCCUCCUCUUCAAAGUAUCACAGAAUUGUUCCCAGGGCAAUGACUGGGGAAAGUGAGGAAGGCACAGCAUAUGGGUUGCCUAUUGAUCUCAGAGGAAAACGGGCAUUUAUUGCUGGAGGGGCUGAUGACAAUGGCUAUGGAUGGGCAAUUGCAAAAGCUCUUGCUGCUGCUGGGGCAGAAAUUCUUGUCGGAACAUGGGUUCCUGACCUAAACAUUUUUGAGACAAGCUUAAGGCGUGGCAAGUUUGACAACUCAUGUCGGUAACCAAGCUGCUUCUAGAGACAUGAAGAAGAGGAUAUCUUGCUGCAAUCUCGGCAUCUAGUUAUUCUUUCAUUUCCUUACUCCAGUACUUCCUUCUGAUAAUGAAUCCAGGUUUAUUUCAUUUCCUUAAAUAAACACUUGAACAUGUCAUAUUAUAUUGCAUGUGUUUCAAGAGAAGUCUGACAGUAUGUGUUCCUUUUUGUUAUUAGACAACUCUUGGCUAAGCCUUCCAAUCCAGGAAUGAGCUUACCUUGCAAGCCAAGAAUGUUGCAGUAGAAGCCCUAUAUGAUAAUUUUAUCUUUAUUAUCAUAGUGAAAGCAGCAUAAUAAUAAAGGAGCAUUCUAUAAGCAGAUACAGGUGAAUAUGAGAGAGGAUUGGGUGUAGAGGAAGAAGGAUUGGAAUCAUCUGAAAUUUUUUUAGCUAAAGAAAAUACAAUUCAAAAUCGAAAGUAACCGAAUCAAACAUUUUCAACUAAACAAGUUUGUUUUGGCCCCAUAUAAUACAUUAUAAUUGCCCAAAGUAAACCAACACACUCUUUAGAUUCCUUUCAAAAGUUGCCCGGAUUUCAUGCUUCUGCCAUUUAUUUUUCUUUUCUGCUGGUGAAUCUUGACAUCUUUGUCUUUUGUCACUUCUGUUUGGCAAUUUGGUCUGCUUAAGUUUAAAGUGUCUCAAUAUGGCAGUCGGUGCUUCAGUGUCUCUAACAUACAUUGCUUGUGAAAGAACCAUCACAGGGUAUAAUGUGUUUUUAACUUCUUUGUCAAAAUCAGCUAAUAUAAUGCUUACACUUGUGUAUUUAGUUGCUGUAUCAACUUGCAGAUAUGGAGGUGGAAUGAGUUCAGCAUAAGCAGCCUUAGAGAGUGAUAACCGAGUGCUGGUGUCUGAAGCUGGAAGAAAAGGCCAAAUCAGAGUAAAUACAAUAUCUGCAGGGCCACUGGGAAGUAGAGCAGCAAAAGCCAUUGGAUUCAUCGAGAAGAUGAUAGAUUAUUCCUACUCCAACGCGCCACUGCAGAAAGAAUUGCUUGCAGAUGAAGUCAGCAACACAGCAGCAUUCUUCGUCUUUCCUCUGGCCUCAUCGGUGACCGGUUCAGUCGUGUACGUGGACAACGUGUUGAAUACGAUGGGACUUGCAAUCAACAGCCCAACACUCUGCGUAAUAGUAGGGGGCGAGACAAGCAGAAGGCUCUCUCCAUGUUCUUUUUUUUUCUUUAACGACCGCGGCAUCAUCAUCGUCAUUGAAGAGAGAGCGGGAUGAUUGUCUUGUUCAGGUAAAUAGGACUUGGAAUCAUUUAAGAGUCAUCAAAAAGCCCUGAUUGUUGGAUUAGAAUAUUUAGCAUCAUGUAGCUUUUUUUACUUUGGAUGUUCA
Messenger RNA from Musa acuminata AAA Group (dessert banana), 1998 nucleotides. Its product is annotated as enoyl-[acyl-carrier-protein] reductase [NADH] 1, chloroplastic-like. Bases 198 to 638 code for a protein of 146 amino acids. The record is from RefSeq and is a predicted model, not a curated record. Gene Ontology annotation, molecular function: enoyl-[acyl-carrier-protein] reductase (NADH) activity. NCBI's taxonomy places the organism in Eukaryota, Viridiplantae, Streptophyta, Magnoliopsida, Zingiberales, Musaceae. The transcript has 8 exons. Gene Ontology annotation, biological process: fatty acid biosynthetic process.